Hibiscus syriacus is the source of this 1094-nucleotide messenger RNA. Its product is annotated as general transcription factor IIF subunit 2-like. NCBI's taxonomy places the organism in Eukaryota, Viridiplantae, Streptophyta, Magnoliopsida, Malvales, Malvaceae. The record is from RefSeq and is a predicted model, not a curated record. Gene Ontology annotation, cellular component: transcription factor TFIIF complex. Bases 81 to 860 code for a protein of 259 amino acids. The transcript has 6 exons. Gene Ontology annotation, biological process: transcription by RNA polymerase II; transcription initiation at RNA polymerase II promoter.
UUGCCAUUACGAGUAAACGUGAAAUAAGAUAAAAUUUUCAACGGUUUACAGAAGCUGAAAAGCAAAGGAAGAGCUUGAAGAUGAACGGCGAUCUCAGUAAUGGCGGCUUUGUGGAGACCGGAAAAGCUGAUAGAUCCGUUUGGUUAAUGAAGUGUCCGGUCGUGGUGGCCAAAUCAUGGAAGGCUCAGACCGCUUCUUCUUCCGAUCCUCAGCCCGUUGCCAAGGUUGUCCUCUCUCUCGACCCUCGCAAACCCGACGACCCUUCUUCUAUGCAGUUUACUAUGGAGAUGGCUGGAUCUGAGAUUGGAAAUAUACCGAAAAGUUACGACUUGAAUAUGUUUAAAGACUUUGUUCCUAUGUGUGUCUUUUCUGAAACAACUCAGGGUAGGCUUGCAAUGGAGGGAAAAAUUGAGCAUAAAUUUGAUAUGAAACCUCACGAGGAAAACCUCGAGGAGUAUGGGAGGCUGUGUCGUGAAAGGACUAAUAAGUCCAUGAUCAAGAAUAGACAAAUACAGGUUAUUGAUAAUGACCGUGGAGUGCACAUGAGGCCAAUGCCUGGAAUGGUCGGUCUGAUUUCAUCCAACUCCAAGGAUAAGAAGAAAACAACACCUGUUAAACAACCGGAAGUGAAAAGAACCAGAAGGGAUCGUGGGGAAUUGGAAGAUAUAAUGUUCAAGCUGUUUGAAAGACAACCAAAUUGGGCUUUAAAACAACUUGUCCAAGAGACUGAUCAGCCUGCUCAAUUCCUGAAAGAGAUACUGAAUGAGCUGUGCGUGUACAAUAAGAGAGGUUCCAACCAAGGAACUUAUGAACUUAAGCCAGAGUAUAAAAGAUCUGCGGAGGACACAGGAGCUGAAUAGCUUAUAUCUACCUGUAAUUUUACAUUGCUUUUCCUUUCUUAUUCCCAAUUGAAGGGGAUAGUCAAAAGGAACCCCUCAUGAAGAGUAUCGGGAAUAAUAUUCAUUUUUCAGCUUAAGAAUAUGAUUUAAGCAAAACGAAUUAAGGGGGGAUUAUAGGCAAUUUGUCUGGGAAAAGGGAAUAGCCACGGUUCAAACAUUCUUCAAUGGAACAAAUAAAAUUCCUUUUUUAUUGUG